CAUUUCCGAGCAACCAUGUCUGAAUCUCUGUCAAUGAACGACGCCAAGAAAAUGCGCUCUGUAGAGCUGCGACAAGAACUGGCGGCCCGCAAUCUAGGCACGACGGGGACCAAACCCAGGCUGCUGACUCGCCUGCUCGAGUCAUUGGAGUUCACUGCAGCACGCGAGGACUUGGCCACUCAGGCAGCCGAGCAGAACCUACCCCAGGCAACUGCUGCUCCGUCCCUGAGGGACAUUAUCCGGGAGGAGGUCCGUGCUGCCCUUGGAAAUCAGGCCGCAGCUCCAGCCCCGCCGGCAGCUCACACAGCGGCACCCCCACCGCCAGCUCACGCAGCGGCACUCCCACGGCAAGCACCAGCAACUCCGCAGGACGCUCUGCCUGCUCCGCAUUUGGCGGCUGCCGUCUCACCGCCAAUGAACCCCGCAGGUACGGCGCUUCCGGACCCUCAACCCAACUGCCGACGCAGCGCCUACACCACCAGCGCAGUCCACCCUCCAUCAGUUGAUGACGCAGCCAUGGAGCUCAUCCGUCACGGCCUGGCAGACAGCUCCAGCGCGACGUACGCUUCAGUGCAGCGUUCCUACGAACGCUUUGCUGCCCUACGGCAGGUCGCGCCGUACCCGGUGACGGAGCCCAGCCUGAUUAACUUUCUGAAUUGGAAAUUCUCGUCCGGCUCGUCUGGCUCGUCUCUGAAACUCUACACCCAGGCGCUGAGACAUCAGCACGUCCUGCAGGGCCUCUGCCUGGACGUUUUCGCCUCACCGCGUGUCCGGCUGCUCCAACAGGGGGCGCUCAGAUCCCAGACGGCAGUCCGGAAAGUGCUAACGGCCGCAACUUUGGACGAUCUGGCUGGCGUACAGCACUACCUGCAGUCCACCGUGCCUAGCCCGCACAACCGUGCCAUGCUCUGGAGCGCCGUGACUCUGGCCUUCCACGGGCUGCUCAGAGUCAACGAGUACACCUUCACGGCACGGGGCGCCGGCCUUGAGUACAGCAAUGCGACCAUGUACCCAGACCGCGUGGAGCUGCGCCUGCGUGUGACAAAGACGAGCCAAUACGGCAGCGGCCAGGACAUCAGCGUCAGGAGGACAGGCUCACCGACAUGCCCGCACACGGCAGCCACCAGCUACCUAGCAGCCCGUGGCUCGGCACCUGGCCCGCUCUAUCGCUAUGAUGACGGCACGCCCCUGAAGCCGCAUAACAUCAACAGGCUACUACAAACAGCCUUGCCUAACAAAGACGUGCGCAGCCACAGCCUCAGACGAGGCGCUGCAACGCUGGCAGGCAAAUCUGGCGUGACUGAGCACGUGCUGAAGACCACCGGCAGGUGGCAAAGCUCUGCCUACCUCCGCUAUGUCCGCACCCCUGUCGCAGACAGAGCAUUGCCAGCAGCAUUGUUCUAG
Messenger RNA from Sycon ciliatum, 1404 nucleotides. RefSeq lists its product as uncharacterized. The record is from RefSeq and is a predicted model, not a curated record. Gene Ontology annotation, biological process: DNA integration; DNA recombination. Bases 16 to 1404 code for a protein of 462 amino acids. Gene Ontology annotation, molecular function: DNA binding. The transcript is spliced from 2 exons. Lineage: Eukaryota; Metazoa; Porifera; Calcarea; Leucosolenida; Sycettidae.